Cloeon dipterum is the source of this 3111-nucleotide messenger RNA. Its product is annotated as ankyrin-3-like. The transcript has a single exon. The coding region runs from base 1 to 3111 and encodes 1036 amino acids. Lineage: Eukaryota; Metazoa; Arthropoda; Insecta; Ephemeroptera; Baetidae. Gene Ontology annotation, molecular function: protein binding. The record is from RefSeq and is a predicted model, not a curated record.
AUGCCGAACAAUAUUACGAGUAUCUUUGAUCUGCUCGAUAAACGGAACAAAAAUGGCAGCCUUCCUAUGCUGCACAGAGUAGCAACGUGGGGAGCUAUUCCAGAUGUCCGCUCCCUCAUCGGGAAAACACAUGGCAUCAAUGCCAGAGGUGGCGUAGACAACGCAACUGCACUGCACCACGCCGCGAAGAACCGCAAGUGCGACAAGGAGAUGAUCGAACUGUUCCUCGCGCACGGAGCGACAGUCGAGGAGAAGGACUCGGAGGGCAUGGAGCCGGUUGACUACGCCGUGCAGGGGAAAAACUUCGAGACGGCCGAGGAACUGCUCAAGCACCGAACCGACGGGUUCGAUUGCAGCCUGCUCCACUACUACAUCAAGAAGAACGACCUGGAGUCGGCCAGUGCGGUGUACGAAAAUGACAAAACCUCGGCAAAUGUUGUGGGAAAGUGUGGAAGGACGGCUCUGCAGGUCGCAGCCCAGUACGGAAGCCUGGAAAUGUGCUUCUGGAUCCAUAAUUGCUCCGACGUGACGCAAAGCGCUUCCACAAUCCUGCACUAUGCUGUUCUCAACGAAAUCAAUCCGAGCAAAGUCGUCAAGUUUUUUUAUUCACUCUACCCAGACAUCGACGUGAGGAACCCCAGCAACGAGACUCCGCUUCAUAGCGCGCUGAGGGCGGAAAACCUGGUGGCGGUGGAGGAGCUUCUUAAGCGCGGUGCGAGUCUCAAAGACGGUUGGAACGCUUUCCUCUUCUGCGUUAAGGAGAAUAAAUUAAAGAGCGCCAAGUUUGUGCACGAAAAAGACCCAAGUUUGAUCAAUCAACCCGAUUAUGACGGGAAGAAAGCGCUUCAACUCGCAGCCCUGCACGCUGAUCUGGAAAUGUGCAGGUGGCUGGUCAGCCUGAAGGUUGUCGUCGACGCUACGGACGGCGACGAACGCACCGUCCUGCACCUCGUCGCGCUGAGGAAGUCUCCGGACGUGGAGUUGGUUCGUUAUUUCGCACCUCUCGUCGCGAACAUCGACCAAGCAGACGCUUCCGAUUUUAGUCCUCUGCACUGCGCCAUCCAGAAUGGAAGCUACGCCACCGCCAAGGAGCUGAUCGACCAAGGCGCUAACCUGCGGGCGAAACUCUUACUCCGUAUUCCUCUGCACUACUUUAUUUCCCAAAAGAUGCACGACGCUGCCAAGUUCGUGUACGAGAAUGAUCACCAGCAACUCGACAUGACUGAUGGGCCGAUUAGCAUGACUUCCUUGCACUACGCGGCCAAGAUGGCUGACGUGAGGAUGUGCAAGUGGUUAGUUGAAUUGGGCUGCGACGUGGAUUUCCGGACGCCAAACAAAGUUACAGUCCUGCACUGCGCCACGUUCAACAAGAAUCAUGGCAAGGAGAUCAUCGAGUACUUCCUGCAGUCCUCCGACCUCAACGUGGACGUUCCUGCCCACAACAACCAGACCCCUCUGCACUUCGCUCUCAGGAAUGAACACUUGGAGGUCGCGGAGUUGCUGCUGAGUCACGGGGCGAACAUCAAGGUGACAAUAGGAAAGCAGAAUCUGCUGCACUACUGCGUCAUGCACGACAAGCUGAAUAGCGCAAAGUUCGUGCACAAAAAGGACAGAGAGCUGAUCAGAGCGCUGGAAUCCGACGAUAAGACCGCGCUGCACUUGGCAGCCCAAUACGCUGGAGUCGACGUGUGUAAGUGGCUGGUGGACGAAGGUGUCAAGGUCAGCGAGGUCGACGCGCAUUACAACCGCACUGCACUGCACUUUGUUUCUCAGAGAGAGAAGGAAUGCAAGGACAUCAUCAAGUUUUUCGGCACGACUGGAAUGGACUUUGCAGCCAAGGACACGCGUGGCUAUAGCGCGUUAGCUCUCGCCCUGUCCUCCGGGAAAUUCGACAUGGUCGAGGAGCUGUUGUCGUUGGACGUAAAUCUGCGUUCCAAGGUCGAUGAAUACGACAACGUGCUACAGUUCUGCGUGGCGAUAAAAAAUAUGGCGGCUGUCAAGUUGCUGUACAACAAGGACGAGAAGCUGAUCAAUGAAAGCGGUGCCAACAGGAGGACACCGCUGCACAUUGCCGCUUGGAAUGCUGAUGUCUCUAUGUGCAGGUGGCUGGUCAACCACGGCGCCGACGUGCACGCCUUGGACCGAAUGCACAACAACGUUUUUCACUACUUCGCUCAAGACCAAGAAAAUUCUAUCGCUGACCAUCAAAGGCGCGACCUCGUCACUUUCUUCAAAUCAAAACAUGUGAACGUGGACCAAUUCAAUCACGAAGGAAAUACCCCACUCCACGUCGCCCUGCAGCUGAAAAACACUUCUGUCGCCAAAUAUCUGAUCGAAAGCGGUGCCAGCCUGCUCCUUAAGCGUGAAGGGAAAAAUUACCUCCUCUACUGCGUCCAAAUGGAGUACCUAGAGAGCAGCAAACUGUUGCAUCAAAUGGCCCCUGACCUGAUCAAAGGCUGCAACGAAAAAGGCCAAAAUGCACUCCACAUUGCUGCCCAAGGGGGAAGCCUGGAGAUGGUCACGUGGCUCGUCGGGGAGGGAAUGAAGGUUGACCAAGUGAACGAGGUUGACCACUACAACGUGCUGCACUACGCCACCCUGAACAAGAAGGAAGCAGAGCGUCUCGUGCGCUACUUCGUCGCUCAAAGAGGUCCGCUGAACGGAAAAACCAACCUCGAAGAGACUCCCCUGCACCUGGCCCUGCGAAGUAAAAACUACGCCAUUGCCCAGAUGAUGGUGGACCUUGGCGCCGACGUCGACGCCAUAAUCGGAACUGAGCAGACUAACAUGAUCCACAUUUGCGUGAUGGAAAACGAUCUGGAAGGCGCCAAGAUCGUGCACAGGGCCAAUCCGCAGCUCAUCAACCAAUUAGCGACGGGAAAACGGAAUGCACUUCACCUCGCGGCGUUCUACGGCAGCUUGGAAAUGUGCCACUGGCUGUACGAAAUGGGGGUCGACCCUCACGCCAAGGCUAGCGAAAACAGGUCGAUUUUUUACUUUUGCGGCGACCAAAUUGAAAAGAAGAAAUUUUUCUUGUCCGUGGGCUUGAAAAAAGAGAAAAGCUUGGCUAGUUUCUUGAGAAAAAGCUUCCGGAUUAAAAAGAAAAAAUAA